This is a messenger RNA of Effrenium voratum, 1154 nucleotides long. NCBI's taxonomy places the organism in Eukaryota, Dinophyceae, Suessiales, Symbiodiniaceae. The record is from the annotation of a GenBank genome assembly.
AACACCCCAAGCAAGACGACACAACUCGCGCCAUGAAGCGCUCCUUCCAGAACGCCUUUGGCAAAGGUGGAGGCCAAUGGCAGCCGCCGCCCGGCUGGCGACCUCCGCAGGCGAUGGCCAUUCCCGGCGUCUGCGGCGCAAAAGUGGGCGAGGUGCGCUUCGAGGCUUGGGAGGCGGCGCAGAAAGCGCUGCAGGAGCUGGACGGCUUGGAGCUCAUGGGCCGACAGGUUCGGGUGAAGGCAGAUAUGACCUCACAGGACCAGACCAAGGUCUUAGCCAUCAACCUGCCGCCGGACUGCGGCUGGCAGGACUUGAAGGACUUCAUGCGGGUCGCAGGCCCUGUGGCCUUCGUGCAGGUGAAAGGUGUGCCCGGCACGCCUGAAGCCUCCGUCAAUCCCGCGGGGCCUGUGGGUGAGGUGCGCUUUCAGGCGUUCGAGCAUGCGGUCCAAGCACUCGGGAUGAAUGGGCAGUUCAUCGGUGGGCAACAAGUUUCCGUUGAGCUCGACCCUAUGAACCAGUCCAAGGUGCGGGUCACCGGCUUGCAACCCAGUUUCAGCUGGCAGGAGUUGAAGGACCAUUUCCAGCGCAUCGGGCCAGUGGCGUAUGCGAGCUUUUCAGGCGGGCAAGCGGCUGCAAGUGCGGCGCUUGCGGCAAGCGCGGCGGCAAGCGCGGCUGCAAGCGCGGCAGACGGGAAGGUGCGCCCUACCCAGGCCCAACGCGCCAGCGCGGUGGGCGAGGUGCGCUACGAGAGCCCGGAGAGCGCGAUUCUGGCGGAGCAGCUGUCGCUCAGCAUGCAGGGCCAGCAGCUCUUAGUGAAGGCGGAUUUGACCUCAAAGGACGGGACCAAGGUCUUGGUCAUGGGUUUGCCCGGGAACUGCAGCUGGCAGGAGCUGAGGGACACCAUGGCCGUCGCAGGGGCCGUGGCCUUCACCAAGGUAGAGGAUCAUGGGGCGGCCUUUCAGCCGCAGGAGCGAAGCUUUCCUCGUGCCACCAUACCCGCCCUAAGACCAACGAUCCGCCCCGCGCAGGCCGGUGCGCCGAUGACUGUGCCCCCGCGUGCCGACAGGCAGUGGCCGGGAUGGAGUGGAUGGAGCGGAUGCAGCUGAGAAGUCGCUCGAAGGUAUGCGAAUCGAGUCAGCGCGAAUGAUUCGGCG